GAAAUGUUCGAUUUUCAUUUUUCAUUCAAGAUUUUAUUGUGGUCUGUAGUGACAGAAGUGGAAGCGGUGUGAUACUUUAAUAACAAUUCAUUUCUCUUAUAUAUAUUUAGUUAUAUACCAUAACACAUUUUUUUUUCAGUAUGCUGAUCAAAGUGAAGACAUUGACUGGCAAAGAAAUAGAAAUUGAUAUUGAACCUACAGAUAAGGUUGAACGAAUCAAGGAAAGAGUUGAAGAAAAAGAAGGUAUUCCACCUGCUCAACAGAGAUUGAUUUUCAGUGGAAAACAAAUGAAUGAUGAUAAGACAGCCUUUGACUACAAAGUGACAGGAGGCUCUGUGCUACAUUUGGUACUAGCGUUGAGAGGUGGAUAUCCAUGUGAAUCAUAUCUGUGUUAAUCCUUAGCAAUUUGUGAUGGGAGCCAGUAUGUUAUUUGUGGUUCAGAAAAGGACAUGUUUCAUAAACUGCUGUGAGAAAUGAGAAAGAAAAAAAAAAAAAAAGCUCUGCCAUUUUAUUUCUUUUUUUCCCCCCUAUUUCGCAUUAAAUUCAAUGAAAUCUUUAACUGAUUGAAGAUGUAAUGCUAAUUUAUGUAAACAUGUAAUAAAAUUUUGAGUUCGUUUAAA
This is a messenger RNA of Argiope bruennichi, 620 nucleotides long. RefSeq names its product NEDD8 (gene Nedd8). Gene Ontology annotation, molecular function: ubiquitin protein ligase binding; protein tag activity. Gene Ontology annotation, cellular component: cytoplasm; nucleus. The record is from RefSeq and is a predicted model, not a curated record. NCBI's taxonomy places the organism in Eukaryota, Metazoa, Arthropoda, Arachnida, Araneae, Araneidae. The transcript is spliced from 5 exons. Bases 141 to 395 code for a protein of 84 amino acids. Gene Ontology annotation, biological process: modification-dependent protein catabolic process; protein neddylation; regulation of proteolysis.